UACGUUCAGGUCUUUGUUUUCAUGGACGGGAUGUGACAGUCGGAAUAACGGCUAUUUCUUUUGUAACGGGGUGGGUAUAAACUUGGGGCCAUAUCGGGUCACACGUUAGUUUGAGCCACACAGCUAAGACCGGUCACACGCACUCAGCAAGGCUAAUACAUCAGGAUCAUGUGUUCAUGGUCUUAUGAAUCACUGAAGAAAGCGCAAAUCUGAAAUGAAUUAUUGGAAAACGUAGUUGCGCGUAUGUUGACAUACAUGUAGACUUUUGCCGGUGUGGAGUUCCAUAGCGUUAUCGAUUUAUAUAACGGACCAGGGAAACUGAGGCAGCAAAACGGCGCUAUCGACCUGUGCUUAGCGAUACCACGAUGGUUCGCAGCUACCACCAGACUACACAGCUCCUCCAUAAUGGUUUUGAGGAGCAAUGGACAUGGAAUAAAAAAGAUAAAUCCCACGAAGUUCGUUUAUACGGGACUAAAUUCCAAACAGCACAUUUCCAUCCGAACUGGUCAAAUGGAACCGCAGGAGUUCGGGGCUCGCAAGUUCUUAACUACGGGAGACAUUACUGGGAAAUCAAAGUGUCUCAGAGAAUAUUUGGAACCAGUAUGAUGUUCGGUGUGGGCACUAGACGUGCCCGGUUACAUGUUGAUGCCUUUGUGAACAUGUUAGGGGAGGAUGGCCAGAGCUGGGGACUGUCACAUAAAGGUCUUUUAUGGCAUAACGGACGCUGGAGACAAUACACCACGCCCUUCAAGGAGAACGAAGCCACUGUGAUCGGGAUGCUGUUCGACGGAAACGAAGGGACGCUCAGUUUCUUCAAAGACGGAGCAUAUCUCGGAGUGGCAUUUUCAGGUCUUAAUGAAAUUGAAGAAGACCUUUUUCCAAUUGUGUGUUCGACAGCCGCUAAGACGGAGAUGACAUUGGGCGUAAGGAGACGGGGAUACGUCAGCUUACAGGACCGAUGCAGAGCUACCAUUCUAUCUAAAGUGAAACAGAACAAUGAUAUUGACAACCUUCCCCUCCCGAGUCGCAUCAAGUCGUUCCUCAAAGAUGUAGCGAAGUGACAUUGCCAGCGGUGCCAUGAUAGAAAUGAACUUUUGUAUUGAGAACGGUAUGUAAUGUGCGAGUUGAACGAGAGAAUUACUUGGUGCUAUGUAAAUCGUUAAUGCCAGAUUCAUCAGAAAACACGGUCAAAACUUGUCUUUAUGAUUAAUUUAUAGAUUCCGUUUUCUAUUUAUUGGAUAUGCCUUAUCCUGUUUAGUUUUGAAUUAUUUUUAUCUGUGGAUUUUGUAUUAUGUACCGUAAAUGGUUUUCCAUUUCAAUAUGGCGACACUUCCCAUCACCAUAACUGCAGGCUGCUGCUUUGGUAUACAGAUAUGAAAUAUUAAUUAUGUAAAUUCAAUUUGGAGCGUCAGCCCUGUACCCAUAUAUAGCCACAAGGCUUGUUUAUCCAUAAUUUAUUAUCUUGUCAUCUAUCGCAUUCCAAAUCCAGCCAAGCAUGACGAUAAUGAAUUGACCAACACUGUUACUUUUCUCUGGUUUUCUGUUGAAACAAAAUUGAAAAUUAAUCGAAAAAAAAAUAUAUAUACAAAAUUACCCAUUUUUUGAGGUUUGAAUAUUUCUCUGAUUGGAAGAAUCGGAAUUCCCUGAUUCAUUAAUAUGUAAAUGUUUAUUGGUGAAUAAUGGUGUCCCUACAAAGCAGCAGGAUUAUCGAUCUCGCGUAUAACAGUAUACGUCUAAUUUUAGCCGUGGCCCCAGUUCGUGUUUGCUUUGUGUGAUUCAGACGUUAUUAUCGAAAAAUUCAAUAAUUUGAGGCCCCCAAGGGGAAACUUAUUUCGCUGAUCCGGUAACUGAUAUAAUGGAACAUCUGUUUCCAUUGAUCACACUUUAUCAUCUGGGUUUCAACCUUUGUCAAACGACUUAGUCACAACGUCAAUAAUUAUACUGACUAUGCUAUGAUAAAUGUCAUGUUUUUUACACAUUGUUUCUUCAGCACAUUUAUUGCGUGUUUAUGUCGCACGAAUGAGCGAUUUUUUGAAGGUUUUGAAUGUUAUUUAUUUUGUUAUUUUUUUUAAUAAUAUGCACGUGCAUUUUAAAAUGUCGUCUUACGAACAAAAAUCUCAAACCAUGCCAUCUGCAAUUGGCUGGUUUAUGGAUGAGUCUCCUAGUCAAGACUUGUAAAUAUGUGUACAUUAUUUAUACAGUAUAAUAUAUAUAACAAAGGGCGUGUAUGUCCAUAUUUAGAAUAGUUAAUAAUUCACAUGUAUAUAAAUAGCACCCAGAUGUAGAAGGAUCGAAUGUCUCGCUAACACGGAUCUGUUGAAAUCCUAACCUGUACAUUAGAAAUUUAGCACGUAAGUUUAAUAUCGCAUUGAACUGACCAAUUUGUACAUACGUUUUAUGUCACAUUGAACUGACCAAUUUGUACGUAAGUUUUAUAUCACAUUGAACUGACCAAUUUGUUUAUUUACUAUAAUUAUUCAAUUGUUCCCUGUAACAAGUAAUAAAGCGGCAUCAUCAGAUUUCUUUUCACCAAGAACACACAUUAUUUUACACCUCGUGUCUUGCAUUGGUUUGCAUUUAAUAAUUUCAUUUGGCAAGCCAGGGCAUUGAUCAUCAGCAUGGUCGUACGUCUCUGGGCGAGUGGGUUUUUACAAUUAAAUUUUAGACGUAUAUCAAAAGGAAUGGAAACCAAUGCAAGUUAAACUACGACCCUUAGACUUGUACAUGUCCCGACUUCAGCGUCCGUUUAUAAUUCAGAUAUAAAUUACAUAUCAUAAUUCUCUAACCAAAACGGGAACAAGUACCCAAGACCAGGAGGCGGAUACAGAAGCUGGAUGGUACAUGUUUAGGGUUGUCAGAGCUGUGUAGAUUAGAACGGUGGCGGUACAUAUAUAUACAUGUAGUAUUAGAAAGGUUCUUACAACAGGAAUCAGACUAUUAUAUUAACUGGUGUUAGUCCACGUAUAUAACCCGGUUUAUAUUCCGUCACAUCACGGAAUCGUAGUUAGACAAGGACAGCGUAGUACUGUGACAUUUAAAACAUUUAAUAUAAUGCCUGGUCCCUGUGUACAUCUAUGUGGUGGAGGUAGUUGUAGUACAGUACAUCAUAGGGGCCUGAUAUUUUGUUACAGUCUGCGCGUGUUUUGACAUACCCUAGUUGUAAAUAAAAAGUCAUAGACAGUAACAAAUCCUCUGGCCCCUGUGUCGUAAACCUGUUGUGUGGGUGGAGGUUGUUGUGGUGUUGUGGGAUGGAGGCAAGCGUGGUGUUGUGAGGACGAGGUGGGUAUUGUGUUGUAGGGUGGAGGAGGUAGGUAUAAUGUUGUAGGGUUGAGGUAGGUGUUGUGCUGUGUGGUGGAGGUAGGUAUACUGUUGUAGGGUCGGGGUAGGUGUUGUGCUGUGUGGUGGAGGUAGACGUGAUGUUGUGGGGUUGAGGUAGGCGUGAUGUUGUGGGGUUGAGGUAGGCGUGAUGUUGUGGGGUUGAGGUAGGUGUGGUGUUGUGGGGUGGAGGUAGGCGUGAUGUUGUGGGGUUGAGGUAGGCGUGAUGUUGUGAGGUGGAGGUAGGCGUGAUGUUGUGGGGUUGAGGUAGACGUGAUGUUGUGAGGUGGAGGUAGGCGUGAUAUUGUAGGGUGGAGGUAGGCGUGAUGUUGUGGGGUGGAGGUAGGCGUGAUGUUGUGGGGUGGAGGUAGGCCUGAUGUUGUGGGGUGGAGGUAGGCGUGAUGUUGUGGGGUUGAGGUAGGCCUGAUGUUUGAGGUGGAGGUAGGCGUGAUGUUGUGGGGUUGAGGUAGACGUGAUGUUGUGAGGUGGAGGUAGGCGUGAUAUUGUAGGGUGGAGGUAGGCGUGAUGUUGUGGGGUGGAGGUAGGCGUGAUGUUGUGGGGUUGAGGUAGGCGUGAUGUUGUGAGGUUGAGGUAGGCGUGAUGUUGUGGGGUUGGGGUAGGCGUGAUGUUGUGGGGUGGAGGUAGGCGUGAUGUUGUCGGGUUGAGGUAGGCGUGAUGUUGUGAGGUUGAGGUAGGCGUGAUGUUGUGGGGUGGAGGUAGGCGUGAUGUUGUGGGGUUGAGGUAGGCGUGAUGUUGUGGGGUGGAGGUAGACGUGAUGUUGUGGGAUUGAGGUAGGUGUGAUGUUGUGGGGUUGAGGUAGACGUGAUGUUGUGAGGUUGAGGUAGGCGUGAUGUUGUGGGGUGGAGGUAGGCGUGAUGUUGUGGGGUUGAAGUAGGUUGCAUGGUACAUGUAUUAUAGGUUAGAUAUUAACAUGUAGUUAUGUAGUCCUAAUUUCCUAUGGCCCUGACACCAGACAUAGUGUCAGGGCCAAAGGAAAAUCGGGUUAAUAUUUAUGAUGUAUGGAAUGCUCGAUACGUAGAGUUUACUGUAGUCAUUAGUUUGUGAAAAUUGACAGAUGGUGUCGUAUCUUAUCGUGUUGUACUCUAGUGAUUGAUGAAACAAAACAAUGCACGCGAGGACAAAGUACUGAGAACAAAGCACUGUCUGAGGACAAACUGCAUGCACACAUUUUAUUUUUAACUCAGCAGGUUCCCAAUCUCACUAUGCACACACGUGAAGAUGAAAUCUGGUGACCAACCGUUUUGAUACUGAUUUUAUAUUCGUCCAAACGAACAUCUCUCGAUCACAUCUUAAAUCAAACAAAUUGGUUAGUUACAUUUUGUUGUAUGUUUUGUAAUAUGCAAAGUUGGAAUUCCUCAAAAUUAUAUAUCUAAAAUGGUAUUAUAUUAUAGGAUUAGAUGAUGCAUUAACGUAUAUUUGCGAUCUGAAAGCGUGUACAUAUGUGACGUGUGAGCGCGUGCGUGCGUGAUGACGUGUGUAGGAUGUAGACAAUGGAUAGAACAAUUAGGCUGGGUCCUAUGUGCAAUAGUUACUAUCCUCCAAUGACUGUGGCCUGCUCCACGUGUCCAGCACGUGGUCAGUUCGGCUGCAGUCUGCGAGUUUUCAAAGUGAUCUCAUAAUCUUGUGUAUAUAUACAAUCUAAAUAUUAGUGAUUUCUAUGACGUCAUUAUCUGUGUGAUAAAACAAUGUCUGUAUGGAAUAGAUAUAGUGCACCAUGUUAUUUUGUAAUGUAUACUAUUAUAUCUUUAUUUAAUGCUUUUCUAGGUGCAAUAUUAGUUGGUAUACCGUAGGUUUAGUAUGGGGACGUAAGGAACAAUGCUGGGUGGGAUGUGUCGUUAGUCAAUGCUUCCUUCUCGGUAUUUUUCCGACACGUGUCAAUAUCACACCCUUUUUUAAGUAAUGUCCAGCAGGAUAUGUCAGAUUUUUGUGUUUGUCUAAAUAAUCUAGUGUCCACAGAUUAUGGCGGUAAUGACCCGUCCAUACUAGAGAUCACCAUGACGUGACGUUUAUUUUGGGUAUAUUUACUGUAAGAUUGUGUUUUAUGGAUUGUUGACUUGAUGUAGCCCACGCGAUGUCCGUGUAUCUUUUUACCUAUGUCAAUGUGUUUACUUUGAUCAAGGUAUUAGACUGAGUUUAUAUCAUGUUGGUAAUACUAUUUACGGUAGUAUCUAUUUUAUCUUCAAUCUACGAGCUUUUACAAGCCGUUAGCAUUAUAUUUUUGUUGUUAUGAACAUUAUGAUAUAUUAUAUGAAGUUAUUCCUAAAUGACGGCAAUCUCAUUGUAUACGAACAAAAUAGCACAGGCUUAAUUUAUUAAUGUUGUUAAUAUUAUUUCAAUUUUGUUGUCCAGUUUAUUUAUUUUUAGGUAAUUUAGUUUUAUUUAAUAAUAUAUUGACUAUAGAUGUAUGUUGACCUAUAGACCGUGUGAAUAAGCAUAAGAACAUUGUAUAAAAGUUUGUGUGUUUACGGAGUGUGGAACGUAUACAUGUGUCGCGUAUCCCUACGUGGUUAUACACGGUAAAUAUUAGUGUGAAAUGUUGAUAUGUCUGUGGUAUGUAUUAAGGGCGUAUGUGUUUGAACAUUCAGCUGGUAAUUUGGAAAUAUGACGUGAGAAAGAUUUGCAUUCCUUUAUUUUGCGAGUGUAUUUGUAAAUGAAACUAAUAUACACGUACGUAAAUUUAAAUUAAAAAGAUGAAUUAAAAUUUAAAUGAU
Molecule: messenger RNA, 6047 nt
Organism: Pecten maximus
Lineage: Eukaryota; Metazoa; Mollusca; Bivalvia; Pectinida; Pectinidae
Product: SPRY domain-containing SOCS box protein 3-like
Exons: 1
Coding region: 366-1061 (231 amino acids)
Biological process (GO): proteasome-mediated ubiquitin-dependent protein catabolic process; intracellular signal transduction
Cellular component (GO): SCF ubiquitin ligase complex
Molecular function (GO): protein binding
Source: RefSeq, a predicted model, not a curated record